AUGGGGAUGGAACACGGGGCGGGGGGGGGGGGGGGGGGGGGCGCAUCUCUGGGGCCCCGCACGCCCCUGGCUCUGCUCUUGCCUCCAGAUGCCGAGAAGACCCCGGGCUACUGGAAUGAAGGGGCCAGGAGGAGGUUGGAUGCGGCCCUGGCUUUGCAGCCAGCUGCUCGGCGAGCCAAAAACAUCAUCCUCUUCAUGGGUGACGGCAUGGGGCUGCCCACGGUGUCGGCAGCUCGGAUCUACAAGGGGCAGCUGGCCGGCGGCUCGGGCGAGGAGAGCGUCUUGGCCAUGGAAACCUUUCCCCACGUGGCCCUGGCCAAGACCUACACCAUCGACCGGCAGGUGCCCGACAGCGCCGGCACGGGCACUGCCUACCUCUGUGGGGUGAAGACCAAUGCUAAGACGCUGGGGCUGAGCGGGGCGGCCGCCUACGGCAAAUGCCGCACCACCUUCGGCAACGAGGUGGACUCCAUCCUGCACCGGGCCAGGCUGGCGGGCAAGUCCGUAGGCAUUGUGACGACCACGCGGGUGCAGCACGCGUCCCCCGGGGCAGCCUAUGCGCACUCGGUCAGCCGGAGCUGGUACGCCGACGCCGACAUGCCCAAGGAGGCGUUGCGGGACGGCUGCAAGGACAUUGCCUACCAGCUGGUGCACAACACGGACAUCAACGUGAUCUUGGGCGGCGGGCGAGCGUAUAUGACGCCCAGACGGACCCCGGACCCUGAAUACCCAGAGGACCCGGCUCAGAACGGCACCAGGAGGGAUGGGCGCGACUUGGUGGCCGAGUGGCUCAGCACCAAGCAGGGCGCCCGCUACGUCUGGGACAAGAAGGGCCUGGAUGCGGUCGAUGAGGACUCCGUGAGCCACCUCAUGGGUCUCUUCGAGCCCAAGGACAUGAAGUUCGAGCUGAACCGCAAUGCCUCCACGGACCCGUCCAUCGUGGAGAUGACGGACAAAGCCAUUCGCAUCCUGCGCAGGAACCCCAACGGCUUCUUCCUCUUCGUGGAAGGUGGCAGGAUCGACCACGGCCACCACAGCGGCCGGGCCAAGCAGGCGCUGAUGGAGGCCGUCAUGCUGGACCGGGCGGUGGCGCGGGCGGGGGAGCUGACGGCGCCCUCCGACACCCUGACCGUGGUGACAGCCGAUCACUCCCACGUCUUCAGCUUCGGGGGCAACACCCUGCGCGGCUCCUCCAUCUUCGGGCUGGCCCCCAAGAAGGCCAAGGACAAGCGAGCCUACACCAGCAUCCUCUACGGCAAUGGGCCAGGAUACAGCGUCCGUGACGGGGGCCGCCCAGCCGCCAGCCUCCCUGCUGUGGAGGACAAGGACUACAGGCAGCAGGCGGCCGUGCCCCUCGACUUGGAGACCCACAGCGGGGAGGACGUGGUGGUGCUGGCCCAGGGCCCCAUGGCCCACCUCUUCCACGGGGUGCAGGAGCAGCACUACAUUGCCCAUGCCAUGGCCUACGCCGCCUGUCUUGAGCCCUACGCAGGCGAGCCCCAGUGCAGGGCACCCCGCAGGGCCUCCCGCGGUACCCAGGGCUCCCCCCAGCCCCUGCUCACCCUCCUGGCCCUCUGCGUGGCUGCCCACAUGGUGGGGGGCUGA
Molecule: messenger RNA, 1605 nt
Organism: Cygnus atratus (black swan)
Lineage: Eukaryota; Metazoa; Chordata; Aves; Anseriformes; Anatidae
Product: intestinal-type alkaline phosphatase-like
Exons: 10
Coding region: 1-1605 (534 amino acids)
Biological process (GO): dephosphorylation
Cellular component (GO): plasma membrane
Molecular function (GO): alkaline phosphatase activity
Source: RefSeq, a predicted model, not a curated record